This is a messenger RNA of Leptidea sinapis, 1192 nucleotides long. RefSeq names its product integumentary mucin C.1-like. The transcript has 2 exons. Lineage: Eukaryota; Metazoa; Arthropoda; Insecta; Lepidoptera; Pieridae. The record is from RefSeq and is a predicted model, not a curated record. Bases 126 to 854 code for a protein of 242 amino acids.
CAUAAAUUCUGUGAACAAUUACACUUAUGAAAAUAACUAUGAAGUUAUGAAACCAUGCUGAACGCUUGCUUUAAAGAAAAUGAAACGGAGAUUUUUAAGUUAAAUAAAAUUGACAAAUCGAAUAAAUGUGGGUGAAUAUUAUUACAUUGGUCUUUGUUAUCAUUGCAACAUCAGAAACGGCUACUUCUCGAUACCCAGAAAAUGACACUUUGAUAUUCAUAGCAAAUCCCGUGGAAGCGGACAUGCCGGGACAUUGGAUGCCAUUAAGUGUAGUCAAGGUUAUAUUAGGUGGGACUGUGAAGCCGAAGAAGAAAUUAUAUAAAUACAAAUCAACGACAAAAACAACAACAACAGAAGCUACUACAAUGACUGAUCCUCCACCUCCUCCGCCUACUACGCCAGUACCAACAACUGAGGCAGCCACAUUACCGUUAACACUAGAGCUGACGACGCCAGUUCCAACAACACAAGAACUAACAACACCGGCACCAACAACACCGACAACUACACCAACAACAACACCGACAACAACACCGACAACAACACCGACAACAACACCGACAACAACACCGACAACAACACCGACAACAACACCGACAACAACACCGACAACAACACCAACAACAACACCGACAACAACACCGACAACAACACCGACAACAACACCGACAACAACACCGACGACAACACCGACGACAACACCGACGACAACAACAACAACAACGACGACGACGACUACAACCACUACGACGACGACAACAACACCGGCACCAACAACACCGACAACAACAAAAAGGAGAACACCACCACGACGUAAAAAACCGACGGAUGGUCAUGAGAAUAUUAACGCAUAGACAGGGGCGUGCAUAUCAUAUAGGCAAUAAGGCAGUGCCUACCGCGUUAUGAAUCUAAAUAAAUAUAGUGUUAAAAUUAAUUUAGUUAAUUUUGGUUCCGUUAUUUUAUUAUUAAACUUCUAUUGAACCCCCACUCCCAAUUUUCCCAAAUACCUACGGUAAGCAAUCUGCUGGCUCAACUACAACUAGUUAGAUCUAGAGUGCCUAUCUUGCUAGAAAACCAAUGCACGCACCUGCGCAUAAGUAUAUCCAUCAUUGUUUAUUGUUUAUUUUUGUCUUCAUAUUUAAAUACCAGUAGAAACAUAAAUUAUUCACGUGAAAUUACAAUUAAUAAUAUA